Messenger RNA from Hyaena hyaena (striped hyena), 1958 nucleotides. It is a transcript of the gene TCP11, whose product is annotated as t-complex 11. The coding region runs from base 260 to 1756 and encodes 498 amino acids. The transcript is spliced from 10 exons. Gene Ontology annotation, biological process: regulation of sperm capacitation. Gene Ontology annotation, cellular component: sperm flagellum; acrosomal vesicle. The record is from RefSeq and is a predicted model, not a curated record. NCBI's taxonomy places the organism in Eukaryota, Metazoa, Chordata, Mammalia, Carnivora, Hyaenidae.
GUCUCCGGGGAGGAGGAGAGCGGCGGGCGCCGGAGCGCCGAGAGCUCCCCCUGCUGCGGGAGCCUGAGAGGGCCUGCGGCGGGCGCCCUGGACGAGGAGGGCCCCGCCCUGCGCCGCCCCUCCGGCCUGCUGCCUCCUGGUUGCGCGCCCAGAGCCCGACUUCUGGUUCCCGGCACCCCUCCUCCAGGCUCCUUUGUCCCGUCUGUCCCCCGAGCCGCCCCGAAGGUGCCCACCCUACUCUUUUGAUUCCAUCCGCAGCAUGCCGGACGUCGAGGAGAACGUGCCUCUGAAGAACCCAGGCGAUGCAGAGUGCGGGUCCUGCAAGCCCGAAGCCUCAGCACCGACCGGGGAAAACCAGAGCCGCCCCGAGGCCCACGUUCCCUGUCCAAUAGAAAUAGUUGACAACGUUUCUAAGCUGAACAACAAGAUUGGAAUGAAUCGUGAUUUCCACAUGGAAGAAAAGGUUUUACCUCCAAGCAGCUUGGAAGGCAAGGUCAAGGAAACAAUGCAUAAUGCCUUUUGGGACCAUCUUAAAGAACAGUUGUCAGCUACUCCCCCAGACUUCAGUUGUGCUCUUGAACUUUUGAAAGAAAGUAAAGAGAUCUUGCUCUCGCUGCUGUUACCACGCCAGAACCGCCUAAGAAGUGAGAUUGAGGAGGUGCUGGACACAGAACUCCUCAAGCAGAAGGCGGAACGUGGGGCUCUGAAUGUCCCGCACCUCUCUAAGUAUAUCCUCGACAUGAUGACUUUGCUGUGCGCGCCAGUUCGAGACGAAGCAGUGCAGAAACUGGAGAACAUUACGGACCCUGUUUGGUUACUGAGGGGGAUUUUCCAAGUCCUGGGCCUGAUGAAAAUGGACAUGGUGAACUAUACCAUCCAGAGCCUUCAACCCCACCUGCGGGAACAUUCCAUCCAGCGUGAACGGGCUACAUUCCAGGAACUCCUCAAUAAGCAGCCAAGCCUCCUCAAUCACACCACCAAGUGGCUGACCCAGGCUGCGGCAGACCUCACCACGCCGCUUCCGACUUGCCCUGACACUUCCGACUCCGCCAGUGUGGUCAGCUCCUCUCCGAGCGAGGCGGCCAUCAGCCCAGAGCCCCUCAGCCUGACAAUGGUGCUGUCCCAGGGCUUCCUGAACCUCCUUCUCUGGGACCCUGAAGACGAGGAUUUCCCUGAGACCCUGCUGGCGGACAGAACGCGGCUGCAGGAGCUCGAGUCCCAGCUGCGCCAGCUCACCUUCCUGGCCUCAGUCCUGCUGGUGGCCGGUAGUUUCUCUGGCAGCGUGCUGUUUGGCUCGCCCCAGUUUGUGGAUAAGCUAAAGCGGAUAACCAAAGACCUGAUGGAGGAGUUCAAGUCCAGGCCUGAGGAGGCUAUGCAGACUGUGAGUGAGCAGGUGUCUCAGGAAAUCCAUCAAGGCCUCAAGAACAUGGGCCUUGCCGCGCUGAGCAGUGAAAACAUGGCGUCUCUGAUGGGACAGCUCCGGAACAUUGCCAAGAAGGAGAACUGUGUCCGUAGUGUCAUUGAUCAGCGGAUCCAUUUGUUUCUCAAAUGCUGUUUGGUCCUUGGUGUUCAGCGGUCUCUGUUAGAUCUCCCCGGAGGCCUUACCGUCAUUGAAGCAGAACUGGCGGAACUGGGCCAGAAGUUUGUCAGCCUGACACACCACAAUCAGAAGGUGUUUGGCCCCUACUACACGGAGAUCCUAAAAGCCCUCCUCCCUCCGGCCCAGGCACUAGAAACAGAAGUGGAAUCUCUCUGAUAGCACCGGCUCAGCGCCCUGGCGCCUUGGGCCCAGGAGAACUCCUCACCACUUUCUGGGGGUGACAUCCGCACCGACCCCAGAGCAGGAAGCCCCCUUCCCCUCCUGCAGCCAGGGCACCAGGGCUGCGGGAGCAGCAUGUAAACACCAGCUGGCCCACACUUGUUCACUAAUAAACUUCUGACCUGCAGGGAAACCUCCA